AUGGGAGAGAUAUCGAUACACCCCAUAGAUUGCGGCCGGAUGGGAAACGGUGGUUCUCCCCAUGGUGAGAGCGAAGACGAUGAUGAUGAUGAUGAUGAUGAUGUUAGAGCUGCAUGGUUCCGGCUCAUCUGGCCAGGCUUGCGGAGCAGCAGCCUGCCCCAGGGACAGAACAAGACCGCGAGAGAGUUGAUCCAAGUAAACUUUUCUCGAAGCUCUCUUAGGAUGGGCUGGAUGGUGGUUGAGCUCGUCCACCCAACUAGUUUAAAAGACGCCUCGAUGUCCUUUUUUUUGAAGUCGCGAAGAAUGCAACGUGGGAAAAAAUUUCCUCCGCGAUCGGUCUCCGAUUCCGCCCCUUCGAGUGCCCGGCGGGAGAGCGCGCUGAUUGGUGGAAACCGACGCGCGGGGACGGAAUCGACCCCAGCCAAUCGGAAUCGCAGGUGGCCGGUGCUCGUGUUUUCCGUGCAGCUCAAAAGACUCGAGAGAGACAAGCAGCGGACGGGCGAGCUCCAUCCGGGCAAAGGUGGUGGUGAUCUGGGCGUGGAGGGUGGUGGGUUGGGGGGUCUUUUUUGCCCGGACAUGGCAUCCUGCGAAUCCGGUCACGUUGGCCCGGGUAAUUGGCCAGAAAACCUUCUCACAACCAGAGCUGUCGGCGGUGGGGAUGCCCGCGUAUCGAUGAGUCCACGGACAAGGGGGGGAGACGAGAGAGAGAGAGAGGGGAUGGGGCGGGGGGGUUGA
Messenger RNA from Coccidioides immitis RS, 735 nucleotides. RefSeq lists its product as uncharacterized. The record is from RefSeq and is a predicted model, not a curated record. The coding region runs from base 1 to 735 and encodes 244 amino acids. The transcript has 2 exons. Lineage: Eukaryota; Fungi; Ascomycota; Eurotiomycetes; Onygenales; Onygenaceae.